AUGAAAUACUUAAAUUUGAUCUAUCUAUCUAUCUAUCUAUCUAUCUAUCUAUCUAUCUAUCUAUUUUUCCUUUUUGCUCUCGAUUACCUUUUUGCGCCUGUUUUUCUUAUUAUUCCCGCUUUCCUAUUUGUUCCCGCUUUAUUUUUAGCUCACGAUUUCCUAUUUGCUCCGUUUUCCUUUUUCUUCCCGUUUUCCUUAUUCUUCCCGUUUUCCUAUUUGCUCCGUUUUCCUUUUUCUUCCCGUUUUCCUUAUUAUUCCCGCUUUCCUGUUUGUUACCGCUUUCGUUUUAGCUCCCGUUUUCCUAUUUGCACCCGUUUUCAUUUUUCUUCCGGUUUUCCUUAUUAUUUCCGUUUUCCUUUUUGCUCCCGUUUUUCAUUUUGCUCCCGUUUUCCUUUUUGCUCCCGUUUUCCAUUUUGCUCCCGUUUUCCUUUUUUCCCCGCUUUCCUUUUUGUUACAGUUUCCCUUUUUCUUCCCGUUUUCCUUUUUGUCCCCUUUUUCCUUUUUCCCCGUUUUCCUUUUUGCUCCCGUUUUCCUUUUCGCUCUCGUUAUCCUUUUUGUUCCCGCUUUCCUUUUUGUUCCCGUUUUCCUUUUUCUUCCUUUUUACUUAUUAUUUCCGUUUUCCUUAUUCUCCCGUUUUCCCUUUUGCUCCCGUUUUCCUUUUUGCACCCGUUUUCCUUUUUCUUCCCGUUUUACUUAUUAUUUCCGUUUUCCUUUUUGCUCCCGUUUUCCUUUUCGUCUCCAUUUUCCUUUUACUUACCGCUUUCCUUUUUGCGCCUGUUUUACUUAUUAUUCACGCUCUCCUGUUUGUUACCGCUUUCUUUUUACCUCUCGUUUUCCUAUUUGCUCCCGUUUUGCUUAUUAUUUCCGUUUUGCUUAUUAUUUCCGUUUUCCUUUUUCUUCCCGUUUUUUUUUUUUUGCUCACGUUUUCGUUUUUUUCCCCGCUUUCGUUUUUGUACCCGUUUUCCUUUUUCUUCCCUUUUUCCUUUUGGCUCCAGUUUUCCUUUUUUUCCAGUUUUCCUUAUCAUUUCCGUUUGUCUUUUCCCGUUUUUCCUAUUUUGUUUUCCUUUUUUCCCUUUUUUUUUUUUUUGCUCCGUUUUCGUUUUUUCCGUUUUUGCCUGUUUUGGCUCCAUUAUUCUCCUCCCGUUUUCCUAUUUGUCUUCCCUUUUUUCCUUUUUCCUUUGCGUCUUUUUUUUUUUUUUUCACGUUUUUCUUUUUUUCCUCCGUUUUCUAUUUUUUGUGUUGUUUUCCUUUUUUCCUUUUUUUUUUUUUUUUUCCUUUUUGGCUCCAGUUUUCCUCUUUCUUCCUUUUUUUUUCUUUUUUCGCUCCCUUUUUCCGUUUUUUUUUCGCCCCGUUUUCUUUCCUUUUCCUUUCGUUUCCGUUUUUUUUUUCUUCCCGUUUUACUUAUUAUUUCCGUUUUCCUUUUUGCUCCCGUUUUCCUUUUCGUCUUCAUUUUCCUUUUCCUUACCGCUUUCCUUUUGCGCCUGUUUUACUUAUUAUUCCCGCUUUCCUGCUUGUUACCGCUUUCUUUUUACCUCCCGUUUUCCUAUUUGCUUCCGUGUUUUCUUUUUUUCCUGUUUUUUUUUACGUUUUUCCUUUUCUUUUUUUCCUUUUGGCUCCAGUUUUUUUUUUUUUUUUUCCCGUUUUCCGUUUUUUUUUUUUUCCCUGAUUUCGUUUUUGCUUUGGGGUUUUCCUUUUCCUUUUUCUUUCCUUUUUCCUUUUGGCUUUUUUGGGUUUUUUUUUUUCCAUUUUUUCCUUUAUCAUUUCCUUUUUUUUCUUUUUUUUUUUUUUCUCUUUUUUUUUUUUGAUUCCUUUUUUCCCUUUUUUUCUCCGCUUUCCUUUUUGCGCUUCUCCGGUUUUCCUAUUUGUUCCCGUUUUUCUUUUUCCCGUUUUUUCUCCCUUUUCCUUUUUCUUCCCGUUUUCCCUUUUGCACCCGUUUUCCUUUUUUCCCCCGCUUUCCUUUUUGCUCACGUUUUCCUUUUUUUCUCCGCUUUUCUUUUUCUCCCGUUUUCCUUUUUCUUCCCGUUUUCUUUAAUAUUUCCGUUUUCCUUUUUGCUCCCUUUUCCUUUUUUCUUCCCGUUUUCCUUUUUGCUCCCGAUUUCUUUUUUUCCCCGCUUUCGUUUUUGCUCCUCUUUUCCUUUUCUUUCCUGUUUCUCUUUUUGUUCCCGUUUUCUAUAUCAAUUUAUAUUUGUAUCUCAAAUUGUUCAUAUCUAUCUAUCUAUCUAUCUAUCUAUCUAUCUAUCUAUCUAUCUAUCUAUCUAUCUAUGUCUAUACGUUCAUAUCUAUCUAUCUGUACGUUCAUAUCUAACUAUCUUAAUACAUUCAUAUCUAUCUAUCUAUCUAUCUAUCUAUCUAUCUAUCUAUCUAUCUAUCUAUCUCUUAAUACAUUAUCUAUCUAUCUAUCUAUCUAUCUAUCUAUCUAUCUAUCUAUGUCAAUAUGUUCAUAUCUAUCUGUCUAUCUGUACGUUCAUAUCUAACUAUCUUACUACAUUCAUAUCUAUCUAUCUAUCUAUCUAUCUAUCUAUCUAUCUAUCUAUCUAUCUAUCUAUAUACAUAUAUAUCUGUCUUUAUAGAUUCAUAUCUAUCUAUCUAUCUAUCUAUCUAUCUAUCUAUCUAUCUAUCUAUCUCAAUACCUGCAUAUCUAUCUCAAGACAUUCAUAUCUCUCUAUCUUAAUACGUUCAUACCUAUCUAUCUGUAAACAUUCGCAUGUUCAUUUCCCCCUUUUUUUGACACUUUAUCUUCAUUUAUUCCCCAUCUUGUUAUCUAUUUAUAAUCUACGUACACAGCUUGAGAUUUCCGCCCUUUCCUCUCAUUCGUAUAUCCACAGUUGGCCUUACUUGUCUUCACUUUCCUCAUAUACAUAUGGCCUAAUGCUUUCCUCACUCCAUCUCCCUGUUCUCCUUUCUAAAAUCCUGAUUGUAAUCUACAGCCUACCCACGUCUCUCGUGGCAUUAACUCCCUCUUCUAUUUCUCUCGUAUUCUUUCUGCCUUCUUUCUUUCUUUCUUUCUUUCUUUCUUUCUUUCUUUCUUUCUUUCUUUCUUUCUUUCUUUCUUUUCUCUGUUUUUAUUCUCCGCUAUUUAUCAUCCAAUCGCCUGCCUUCUUCUUAUUUAUUUAUUUUUAA
Acanthosepion pharaonis is the source of this 3120-nucleotide messenger RNA. Lineage: Eukaryota; Metazoa; Mollusca; Cephalopoda; Sepiida; Sepiidae. The record is from the annotation of a GenBank genome assembly.